AAGAAGUAGAGCUCAAAGUUUUCCGGGGCUAACAGAAACGUACCGCUCCGCCGACGAACGCUUUCUGUCUCCAACGCGACCUGACGAUCGAUCCCUCCUCCGCCUCAUCGCCUCCCCUUUCUAGAACAAGGUUCCACGCUUCUAAACGUAUCUAGUCAAGACUACAAGCACGCGAUUUCGUCCAACCCUGUUAGCUUGUCUCCCCAUAUCCGCCAGCCAUUCGAUUGUCUAUUCACUGAAGGGGUUCCCAACGGCUUCUUACCACACGCGCAAUGUCCGGCGCAAGACAUUGGGAGCAAGAUAAAGAGGCCACCGUCUACAUCGGAAAUCUCGAUGAGCGGGUCACUGAUAGCCUAGUAUGGGAGCUAAUGCUUCAAGCCGGGCGCAUCGUCAACGUUCACCUGCCAAAAGAUCGAGUUACACAGUCACAUCAGGGCUAUGGAUUCGUGGAGUUCAUCAGUGAAGAGGAUGCUGAGUAUGCUUCACGUAUCAUGAAUGGGAUUCGCCUGUACGGAAAGCCCAUACGUGUGAACAAGGCAUCCGCCGACAAGCAGAAGUCCGUGGAAAUCGGUGCCGAGCUGUUCGUCGGCAACCUCGACCCCAUGGUGACAGAGCAGGUUCUUUAUGAUACUUUCAGCCGUUUUGGGAACUUGGUCACUCUACCAAAGAUCGCACGAGAUGAUAAUAAUUUGUCAAAGGGUUAUGGGUUCGUGUCGUUUGCAGACUUCGAAUCAUCAGAUGCCGCCAUAGUGAACAUGAACGGCCAGUAUCUGAUGAACAAACAGGUCUCAGUCCAGUAUGCAUACAAGAAGGACGGCAAGGGUGAGCGACACGGAGACCAGGCGGAGCGAAUGCUAGCGGCGCAGGCUCGUAAACACAAUGUGCGCCCGCCGACCCAGCCGCUCCCAGCGCAUUUCUCCGGACCUAGUACUCCUAUGGUAGCAACAGGCAUGGCCAGUGGCGACAACUCCCGACCCGUUAGCACUGGUCCGCCCGAUUUAAGUAUGGGAAGGGGCGUGCCGCCUCCGCCUCCGACAUCUGGCUUUCAGAAUACGCCUCAGCCGAAUAGAACGAUCCAUCCUCCUACAUCAUUAGCCAACCCGCCGCCAGGUUUACCCGCACGGCCUCCGCCUUCGCAAGCCGGUUAUGGAGGGCCGCAGGCCUUUCUUCCCACGGGUUACAAUAGCUCCGGUCAACAACCACCUUACCCUGUUCAGACAGCACCUCCACCAGGAUUUGCACAGCCAGGUUACAGUCCUGCUUCGGGGACCCCGGGCCCUCCGCCCCCCUUGCCACCAGGCUUCCAACAACCUAGCUAUGGGCGAGGUCGUUGAGCCUCGGUAUCAUAAUUGU
Molecule: messenger RNA, 1353 nt
Organism: Aspergillus saccharolyticus JOP 1030-1
Lineage: Eukaryota; Fungi; Ascomycota; Eurotiomycetes; Eurotiales; Aspergillaceae
Product: U2 snRNP complex subunit HSH49
Exons: 3
Coding region: 273-1334 (353 amino acids)
Biological process (GO): positive regulation of mRNA splicing, via spliceosome
Cellular component (GO): U12-type spliceosomal complex; nucleolus
Molecular function (GO): RNA binding
Source: RefSeq, a predicted model, not a curated record